Molecule: messenger RNA, 896 nt
Organism: Triticum urartu
Lineage: Eukaryota; Viridiplantae; Streptophyta; Magnoliopsida; Poales; Poaceae
Product: large ribosomal subunit protein uL10c
Source: RefSeq, a predicted model, not a curated record
GGGCUGGCCCAGCUGGAGGCUCUCUGCAAAUCGCACAUAGCAGCUCCCCCAGCCGAAAGUCAGACGCAACGCCGCCCCCCAGAACCCUCGCCGCCGCCGCCGCCACCGCCACCGCCGACUAUGACGUCCGUGCGCAGCGCCGCCGGGGUUGCGCUGCCGCCGAUCCGGCUGGCGGUGGAGCGGGCGCGCCAGGAGGCGCUCCGGCGCGAGCUGGACGGGUGCCAGCUCCUCGCGGGCAUCUGGUGCCACGGCUUCACGGUGGCGCAGCUCCGCAGCAUCCGCGCCUCGCUCCCCUCCACGGCGCGGCUGCUGGUCGCCAAGAACUCGGACCUCGCGGCGGCGGUCGAGGGCACGCGCUGGGAGUCGCUCCGCCCCUGCGCCCGCGGCAUGAACGCCUGGCUCUUCGUGCGCUCCGACGAGAUCCCGCCGGCGCUCCGCCCCUACCGCGACUUCCAGAAGGAGUGGCGCCUCCAGCUCAACGACUUCACCGGCGCCGUCUACGAGGGCCGCCUCUACGGCCCCGACGACUUCGCGCAGCUCGAGGCCAUGCCCACCAGGGUGCAGUCCUACCAGUACCUCCUCGGGUGCCUCCAGAUGCCCGCCGUCUCCGUCCUCGCCGCCCUCCGCGCGCGCCAGGAGGCCAUGGCGCAGGCCGAGAAGCCGCCCGCCGAGGAGGCGGCUCCUGCUCCGGCGCCGGAGAAGUGAUCCCUCCAUCGACGCCGAGGUUCCGCAGUUAUCACACCUGCAGCUCCUUUCUCUUUUGCAGAUUUUGAAUUCAGUGUUAGUAGAGAACACCCACAAAACCAUCAUAAGGAUGCAUUGCCCAUAUGUAUCAUCAGUUCAUGAACUGACUUUUGAAUGGGAAGAAGAAAUGUGAUUUGCUAGAUCUUUCACUA